Trachemys scripta elegans is the source of this 3440-nucleotide messenger RNA. It is a transcript of the gene RIC8A, whose product is annotated as RIC8 guanine nucleotide exchange factor A. Lineage: Eukaryota; Metazoa; Chordata; Testudines; Emydidae. Gene Ontology annotation, cellular component: cytoplasm; plasma membrane. Gene Ontology annotation, biological process: G protein-coupled receptor signaling pathway. The transcript has 10 exons. Gene Ontology annotation, molecular function: guanyl-nucleotide exchange factor activity; G-protein alpha-subunit binding. The record is from RefSeq and is a predicted model, not a curated record. The coding region runs from base 567 to 2159 and encodes 530 amino acids.
AUGCCACCUUAAAGGGCAGCUCCACCUUAACCCAGCCUGGAUGGUGCUUGUCUGUCUAUUGUGCAUCUCUUUUACUCCACAGGGUCAUUUCUGGGAUUUUGCUGUGUGAUAACAGAAAUCAGGAUAGGGGGUGGAGGAGGAGGGCAGCAGGGAGCUGUAGUUAUCUCUUCUGUGUUAAUCUUCCAGCUGGGAAAGGGAGGGAGGUUUCCGAAGUGCGUUGGUGGGAGGGCAUUUAUUAAACAUUGGAAAGCAGAGAGAGGAGGAAGAGGAUUAAAGGGCGAGAGAAAGAGAGGGAGUUAGUGCCUGAUUUUACAGGGGUCAUCCAUCUGCUCUACCUUUUGGAUGUAACAGUGAGCUAUUUCACUUGCUUUUCUCUCUCUGUUCCUCCCCUCUCCCUCCCAGUUGUCUGUGUAUCAAGGUCCCGGUGCAUCCGUAAUUAUCCGGGUAAUUAUCCGGCAACGCUGCAAGGCCGCCCACCCCACCCCAUAUCAUUCCAAUCCAUAUCCAAGCUGCUAGGGCAAUGGAGCUCAAGAAUGUGGUAGAGACUGUGGAAAGCGGGGAACAAGAUGCUAUCCUCAAGGUGCUGCAGAUCUACAACCAGGAGUUUGUUUUCACAGAAGUCUCAGUGUUUCACCUUUGAAGAUGAAGAGCGGGAGGAGAGGAAGAAAAUGGCCCAGCUACUGAUCAAGUUCUUGGAGAGAGAGCUCCAGCCCUCCUGCCAAGUCACAUGUUUGGAAAGCAUCCGCAUCCUGUCCCGGGACAAAGGCUGUCUUGACCCCUUUACCACUGGGGAAGGCCUGCAAACCUUGGCCAGACACGCUGGCAUUGAUUACUCAGAGGAGCUCAUUCGGGAAGUCCCAGACCUAGAUGUGAUCCUGGAGGCCCUCAAAUGCCUCUGCAACAUCGUCUUCAGCAGUCCCCGGGCACAAGAGCUGACGGCUGAGGCCCGGCUCGUGGUGGGUCUUACGGAGCGCAUCAAACUCUACAAUGAGAAGAACCUCCCCCAUGAGGUCAAGUUUUUUGACCUGCGUCUUCUGUUCCUGCUGACAGCACUGAGGGUGGACAUCCGGCAGCAGCUGGCCCAGGAGCUCAGGGGCAUCAGCCUGAUGACAGACACCCUGGAGCUGACACUAGGGGUGAAAUGGCUGGACCCCCAUGAAGUAGCCACUGAGGGGAGCCCUCCCCUGCCCCUGCCACGCCAGGAGACAGAGCGUGCCAUGGAGAUCCUUAAGGUGCUCUUCAACAUCACAUUUGACUCCAGCAAGAGGGAGGUAGAUGAGGGCCAGGAAGAUGCUGCUCUGUACCGACGCCUGGGCGCUCUCCUGCGUCACUGCCUGAUGAUUUCAGCUGAUGGAGAGGACCGGACAGAAGAAUUUCAUAGCCACACAGUUAACCUCUUGGGCAACCUCCCACUCAUGUGUCUGGAUGUCCUGUUGACCCCGAAGGUGCGGCCAGGCUCGCUUGAGUACAUGGGCGUCAACAUGGAUGCAGUCAGUGUCCUGCUGGAUUUCUUAGAGCGACGACUUGACAGGGGUCACAAACUGAAGGAGACCCUGACCCCUGUGCUGAACCUGUUGACAGAGAGUGCCCGUGUCCAUCGCCAAACGAGGAAGUUCCUCAAAGCUAAGGUGCUGCCUCCGCUGCGGGACGUGAAAAAUCGCCCCGAGGUGGGGAACUUGCUGCGGAACAAGCUUGUGCGCCUGAUGACUCACAUUGACACCGACGUGAAGCACUGCGCAGCCGAGUUCCUCUUUGUGCUCUGCAAGGAGAGCGUGUCGCGAUUUGUAAAGUACACAGGAUAUGGCAAUGCAGCUGGGCUCCUGGCAGCACGAGGCCUCAUGGCAGGAGGGCGGGCAGAGGGAGAGUAUUCUGAAGAUGAAGACACGGACACAGAGGAAUACAAGGAAGCUAAGCCCAACAUUAACCCAGUGACAGGCCGUGUGGAGGAGAAGCUCCCCAACCCCAUGGAAGGGAUGACUGAGGAGCAGAAGGAAUAUGAAGCCAUGAAGCUGGUUAACAUGUUUGACAAGCUGUCCAGACAGCAAGUCAUCCAGCCAAUGGGGAUGACUCCAGGGGGCAAUCUCACCUCUCUGGAGAACGCUGUGCAUGAGCUGGCAGAGGAGAGGUCAUCGUCUGACUCUGACUUGGGGUUGGACUGAUUCACACCUCUCAAACCCCCCUCCAAGGACUGUGGGCUCUCCACUCUCCCUCCAGAACUGGUGCUGCAUCCAGAGGAUAGUACUGAGUGAGGACUUUCCCAGUGGGAUCUGAAUCAGGACUGGAGUCCACUGCCCAGACAGAUAACAACCACUUCCUCUCUGGUCCCAUAACCACCUCUCCUUUCCCAAAGAGCUCGCCACAGCUUGGUUUCAUCUUGGUCUCUUUCCCUCCGUGUCCCUGAGGAUCUCACACUCCAACCCAAGCCCAGGAUUGUCCAGUAGGACUUUUAUAAAGAAACAUUGGGAAGGGGGAGGAGGGAAUAUCUUCUUACACCAACUGGGUCCAGUAGCAUGUGGAGCAUUGUGUGCGCUGACUUCUGUGUAGGCACAUCACUGUGUGCGCAUCUGAGUGUUUUUAUGGGGUGUGGGUGUGUUUAUAGUAUGUGAGGCACUUGUGCAGCGUGCAUACAUUUGUAAGGGCACACAAGGGUAUGCCUAUGUCAGAGAACAUUUGUGGGAAUUUGGGAACAUGAGAUGUGUGUGAAUGUGUAUGUAUAAGUGGAGUAUAUGCCUGGGACAUACGUGUAAUGAUUAAAAGAGUGUGGGCAUUACAUGUUUGCAUACUGAUGGUAUGUACUUGUAUGGGUGAGCCUGGGUAUAUUGGGUGUAUGCAAUUGUAUAUGUACAGAUGGGCACGUCAACGUGUAAUAUUUAGGUAUACAUAUAGAUAAUAUUUGUGGGCGUGUGAGGGGUGUAUACAUGAGUGGCUGUGGAGCGUACAGGUGGGAAUGUGGGUGUAAUUUUUAAGCACAUCUGCCUGUCGGGACUCAUGUUAGGAUACAUGUGCUGUGUGGGGAGCACAUGUGGGGGUAUGAGAAUAUAGCUCUUGUGAGAAACUUUCAGCACUCACACUGACUGCAGGACUGACAUUUGCAGGUGACUGUUUGCCAGCAAUGCUUUGAUUUGUAGUCUAUAGCACUGUGCAGUGUUCCUGUUUCCACUACCCUCAGUUUUCUGGACUAACUUCUCCCAUUCUGCUUUCUGAACGAAAGGCAGAGACCCUUGUGUAGUUUCCUGCUGAAUCAUCUGCUUCAGCUCCCACAAAUCCCCAGCUCUUUGCACUCCCAGGCUGGUAUCAAAUCCCCUCCUGCACUCUGGUGUAGACUUUUCUGUUUAAAGAAGAGAAACUAUCUUCCAAUUUGUCUCCUGUACCAAGAGUUUCAGAACAUAUUAGCACAAAUAGAAAGAAUUACACUAGAAUAAAGGAAACCUUCUGACAGA